AGUUGGGCAGCGCACACGAGACAGCGCUGAUCUGUCGCUAAUAUUGGUAAAGUCGCUGGGACUGGGACUGGCACCGAGAGGAGGAAUAAAGGGACUGGCACUGACUCAGGACAGAGAGUGAAACUACUGGAAAUCACCCGCGACUAGAGAGCAAGACGCCGACCCAAGAGGAAACCGAGCGGAAUGAAGAUGAGAGCGGAGCGGAUUGUGCCCGUAUUGACCCUGAUCCUGAGCAACGUCUUUAUUGUCCUACAGACCAAAGAGGUUGUGCUGCUGGAUUUCGAGAAGACUCAAGGAGAACUUGGCUGGCUCACCCACCCAUAUGGCAAAGGGUGGGACCUGCUGCAGAACGUGAUGAACGGCAGUCUGAUCUACAUCUACUCGGUGUGCAGUGUGCAGGAGGGGGAGCAGGACAACUGGCUGCGCACCAAUUGGAUCUACCGUAGCGAGGCGCAGCGCAUCUUUGUGGAGCUGAAGUUCACGGUGAGAGACUGCAACAGCUUCCCCGGGGGCUCGGGCACCUGUAAGGAAACCUUCAACCUGUACUACAUGGAGUCCGACAUCGAUUACGGCACCAACUUCCAGAAGCGCCAGUUCCGCAAGAUCGACACCAUCGCCCCCGAUGACAUCACAGUGCCGGCCGACUUUGCCUCGCGCAACGUGAAAGUGAACGUGGAAGUGCGCUCCGUGGGGGCCCUCAGUCGCAAAGGCUUCUACCUGGCGUUCCAAGACAUCGGGGCCUGCGUGGCGCUGCUUUCUGUGCGUAUUUACUACAAGAAAUGCCCGUCUGUGGUGCAGGGGAUGGCGCAGUUUCCAGAGACCGUUGCUGGUGCCGACUCUCAGUCCUUGGCGAAGGUUUCGGGCAAGUGUGUGAAUAACGCUGUGUCGGUCAACAGAGACGAUCCCACAAUGCACUGCAACACGGACGGAGAGUGGCUGGUACCCAUUGGCCACUGCUUGUGCCAACCUGGCUAUGAGAAAGUGGGAGACACCUGCCAAGCUUGCCAGCCAGGAUUCUACAAGUCAGAAACCUCCAACGGACCCUGCCAGCUCUGCCCGGAUCAUACAGAACCCACCAGCCAGGCUGCCACUUUCUGCCCCUGCAACGAUGGAUUCUUCCGCUCCACCUCCGACCCCAGCUCUGACCCUUGCACCAGUUUCCCAUCUGCCCCCCGUGACCUCACUGCAGUUGACUUAGGAUCAAAGGUGAUGCUGCGCUGGUUGCCCCCCAGUAACUCCGGGGGCCGCAGUGACAUCACAUACACGGUGACGUGUGAGAAGUGUGCGCCAGAGGCCAGCGAGUGCACCCCCUGCGAUCAUAACAGUAUCCGUUUUUCCGAAAACCCUCUGGAACUGAAAGGCACCACCAUCACCAUCAUGGACCUGGAGCCUCAUCUCAACUACUCCUUCACAGUAGAAGCACGGAAUGGUGUUUCUGGUUCCGGCUCCAGCCGCAGUUACGCAACUCUGAGGAUCAGCCUGAACCAAACUGAACCCCCAAAAGUCACCUUCAUAACCCUGGAUAACCAGGGGACCAACUCCCUCAGCAUGUCCUGGUCGGUGCCUCCUCGCCAGCAGACCCGCGUCUGGAAGUACGAAGUCACCUACAGUAAGAAGCACGAUGCCAACAGUUACUCGGUGCAGCGGUGCGAGGGCAACUCCGUCACCCUCCUGAAACUCACCCCAGGGACCACCUAUGUCGUCCGGGUGCAGGCGCUGACACAAGAGGGAGUCGGGGUUUACAGCAGGGACUAUGAGUUUGAAACUUUGUCUGUUGAGGAAAGCUCUAACAAGGCCGCUGUUAUUGGUGGUGCCAUCGCCGGGUCCAUUAUAAUCGCCAUCUUUGUGGGCGUCAUUAUCUUCAUGCACCGGAGCCGGAGGAACCCCAAUAUCCGCCAUAGUGAGGAGGACAUCUACUUCUCCAAGCCUGAUCAACUGAAACCCCUUAAGACCUACGUGGACCCCCAUACAUAUGAAGAUCCCAACAAGGCCGUGCUGAAAUUCACCAUGAGAUUUCGCCCAACUCCAUCACGCGCGAAAGUAAUCGGAGCAGGUGAAUUUGGGGAAGUGUUUAAAGGAAUCCUGAAGCUGCCGGGGAAGAAAGAAUCAACAGUUGCCAUUAAAACCCUAAAGGCCGGCUACACGGAGAAGCAGCGCAAUGACUUCCUCAGCGAGGCGAGCAUCAUGGGACAGUUCUGUCAUCAUAACAUUAUCCGCCUGGAGGGGGUGGUCUCCAAAUAUAAGCCAAUGAUGAUCGUUACUGAACACAUGGAGAACGGAGCCUUGGACAAGUUCUUAAAGGAUAAUGACGGAGAGUUUAGCCCCAUCCAGCUGGUGGGAAUGCUCCGAGGUAUCGCCGCCGGUAUGAAGUAUCUUUCGGAGAUGAACUACGUGCACCGCGAUCUGGCUGCUCGGAACAUUCUGGUGAACAGCCAACUGGUGUGCAAAGUGUCUGAUUUUGGGCUCUCUCGAGUGCUGGAGGAUGACCCCGAGGCUACUUAUACCACUAGUGGGGGAAAGAUCCCGAUCCGUUGGACGGCCCCUGAAGCCAUCUCUUACCGGAAGUUCACCUCCGCAAGUGACGUGUGGAGCUACGGAAUUGUCAUGUGGGAAGUGAUGUCAUACGGGGAACGACCUUACUGGGAAAUGUCCAAUCAGGAGGUCAUGAAGGCCAUUAACGAGGGUUUCCGACUCCCGGCCCCCAUGGACUGCCCGUCGGCCAUUUACCAACUAAUGAUGCAAUGCUGGCAGCAGGAGCGCAACCGCCGGCCCAAGUUCCCCGAUAUCGUCAGUAUCCUGGACAAGCUGAUCCGAGCCCCCGACUCUCUCAAGACAUUGGCUGAUUUUGACCCAAGAAUCUCCAUUCGGCUGCCCAGUACCAGCGGGUCGGAAGGAAUGCCAUUCAGAACCAUCGCUGAGUGGCUGGACUCCAUCAAGAUGCAGCAGUACACCGAAUUCUUCAUGGCCUCCCCCUAUAACUCAAUGGAUAAGAUCAUUCUCAUGAACCAAGAAGACAUCAAGCACAUGGGCAUCCGGCAGACAGGGCACCAGAAACGCAUCGCAUUUAGUAUCCUGGGACUGAAGGAACACGCCAGCACUAUGGGCAUCCCCAUCUGAGGACCAACUGCACCUGUAACCACGGCAAUAUCCUCCAUCCGAGGACCCCACCGUCUGCAUUUUUAUUGCCUUUGCGUUAUAAAGGCAGAAGACCCCCCCCUCUCUGUGGACCCCCCACAAAAUGUUGAACAUACUUGAAGUGUAAGGUCAGCAGGGAGAGACUGAAGCUUUUACAUAUAACGCAGCUUCUCCCCCUGCUGACGUGCACAUGGAUUCUUCCACCUGUGGUGCUUGUGCUGGGGUUCACUGCACUUUCUAAAUGCAGGGGGGGGGGCAUGUAGAUGAACUGCCAGUGGUGGGUCCUGGAGAUGCCCCAUAUCAGACUGAUGCUGCUAAAUAACAUCUCACUAUGGCAACAGCCGCCCGGCCUAUGGAUGAGAAAUACAAAGCAAUGAACCAUUUUAGGAACUUGCUUUCUCAUUGGUCAGAACCUGCGGUGCUGAGACGUGGCCCUUGCGGACCGUGGGGCUAUAAAGGGGCAGCGUCUUUGCUGGACUUGGCAGAGCACUUUGUGUUUAUACAUACGGAGAUUAAUGAAGCGACACCCCCCUGGUCUAGGACUCCCAGAUACCCUGUGACUCGGAGCUGCUGGAGACGUGAAACAUCUGGUUGGGGGGGGGGUUGAUAAAUUCCGAGCUUGGUCGCUCAUUACCCUUUUUAUUGUAUUUAUAGACUUUUUACUGUUUUCAGAUUUAUUUUAGCCUCGGUACCAGAAUGGAAAUGGUGGGGCGGCUCUCCCUGAAUGCUGAGCCCCCAACAGCCACCCCUCCCCCGACUGCCCAAUUUAGAUCAUUUGCCAUGAAAUGUACAUUUUGUUAUAAUUAAGACGACAUUUUGCAAUUGAUCUUUCUUUUUACAAUAUUUGUAGAAUUAUAGUUGCCAGGGCCAAAGGCCUUAGCAACAAUACUGUAAUUUUCUAAUCUAUAUAUAGUACAAAGUAGAAAGACCCAUUGCAAAGCUGCUUAGAUCGCUCCUAUCUAAGUGAACUUCCUAGAUCAUAAACCAGAGAAAUUCAUGUUAUACUACAGCUCCCAGCGUCAUAGAUUGUGGGAGAAUGCUGGGAAAUGUAGUUUAAACAGUGCGCUUCCCUCCUUAGUUCACAUAGUCGGGUAUUGGCGCUCUACUGGCUGAGGAAUUAGAUCUCCCAGAAUCCAUUGUGCCAACUAAUCUGGCUGGGAUUGCUGGGAAAUGUAGUCCCGCCAUAGCUGGAGGUUUCCUCUCCUUCCGUUAUAAAAUUGUACAUUCAGUUGAACACAAGAGGCAUUUAAUGGCAUUUAGUUAUCUGUUCCUAAUCGUUUAGAUUCAUGUCGAUAUUUCCAAGUGCCUUGUUACUCGCCCGGGAGUUUCCUCACUGUACCCCCCACCAUUCCCCUCUAAUUUAUUUCUGUGCCUUUCUCUAUGUAGGACGGGGCCUCUCUCAGUGUUAUUAUUGUUCUAUAUGCCAUAAUUAUUUAUUUUUUUAUAUUUAUUGAUAGAAUGUCGGCUGUCAGUUUCUCCGAAAUAAACCCGCACAUUAGUUUUUCAGAGGAA
Molecule: messenger RNA, 4647 nt
Organism: Xenopus laevis (African clawed frog)
Lineage: Eukaryota; Metazoa; Chordata; Amphibia; Anura; Pipidae
Gene: epha2.L
Product: EPH receptor A2 L homeolog
Biological process (GO): axon guidance; cell surface receptor protein tyrosine kinase signaling pathway; system development
Cellular component (GO): membrane; dendrite; plasma membrane
Molecular function (GO): protein kinase activity; ephrin receptor activity; transmembrane receptor protein tyrosine kinase activity
Source: RefSeq, marked provisional